Messenger RNA from Morchella importuna, 1761 nucleotides. RefSeq lists its product as uncharacterized. Gene Ontology annotation, cellular component: cytoplasm. Lineage: Eukaryota; Fungi; Ascomycota; Pezizomycetes; Pezizales; Morchellaceae. The transcript is spliced from 4 exons. Gene Ontology annotation, molecular function: chromatin binding; protein binding. The record is from RefSeq and is a predicted model, not a curated record. Bases 1 to 1761 code for a protein of 586 amino acids.
AUGGUGGUCCUCAACAGAUUCGCCAUUUUCAUGGCUACAAUAUCGAUAUCGCUCCUUGAUACCUCAUUAGCUACAGAUCUUGAGGAUCUUUGCAGUAGACGAUGGAGCUCAACUACGGUUGUAGGGGAUAGGCUUUACAUCAACGGCGGCCAAAAUCUUGUCAACAGCUCUACCAAGGAAUACAAAGCAUUUGACAGCAUCCAAUACAUCGACCUAUCAUCCUCCUGGAAAAUCGAUACACCCCCACUAAACACCCGUUCUAAACCAGACGAUGUCACCAAUGUUAACGAGGCCUGUGCCUGGAGCGACGGAAAUAGCUUCUUCCAGUACGGCGGCUGGCAAACAGAGAAAUCUCAGGAAACCUUCAGACUCUGGGAGCUUGAUCCCAGCACCUCAGAAACAUCGUGGAAGGAGGCCUCAAGUGAUAGCAGUGUGAAUCGACUCGCAUCAGGCGGAUCCACCAAUGCUCCAAAAAUAAAAAAGUCGUACGCGUUUGGAGGGUUUCAGGACCAGGCAACCACAAGUGAUCCCUGGUAUUAUCCGCUAGGGAAGAUACAGGGCGCCCCUGGAAGGCCCGAUCUUAUUGAGUUUGACUGGGAGACAAAAGUUACGCGAAAUGUGACUUAUGAGAAUAAGUCGGAUAAAAAUCUGACUGUUGUGGAUGACUCGUUGGUAUAUGUACCGGUCGGGGAAUCGGGAAUUCUGGUACCAAUUAGUGGGCGACCAACCCUUCAGACCAGUAGCUCUACCGCUACCUAUGAGAAUAUGGCGAGCUUUGCUGAAAUUCAAUUCUUCGAUAUUGCCUCAUCAACUUGGUACUCUCAGGCUGCCGUAGGCACUAAUUCACAGGGAGAUAUCCCAAGCAAUCGAGUGGAAGCUUGUUCAGUAGUUCAAGCCGCCCCCGACAAGUCCUCUUUCAACAUCUACAUAUUUGGCGGAUCCGUCGCCGACCAAGGAUCGUCAUCCUACAAUGAUCUCUGGAUACUGUCGUUGCCUUCAUUCAAAUGGAUCAAGGUCUACAACACUGCUGAUUCGGAUGACGAUAUUGCGGGAGCGCGUACAUCCCAUUCAUGCCAAAUUAUCGGCAAUAGACAAAUGGCAGUAAUUGGCGGCGCAUUCAGCUCUUCCGCAAUAUCGCAAUGCCAGACAUCCCCGCUAUUCGUCUUUGAUACGUCCAGUUUAUCUUGGAAAUCCGAGUUCAAUUCAUCUGAGGCUGCAUAUGUUUUGCCCAAGGCCAUUACAGAUGUGAUCGGCGGUGAUGAGAGCGGGAACCCAGAUAAGGACAAGAAUAAGCCGAGCGCCUGGACCAACCCAGCUGUUGAGAAGAUAUUCUUCACUAGUGAUGGUGUGUCAACGACAAGUCAAGAUAGUCCAGCGUCAUCAUCCUCAUCGUCCUCAUCGUCCUCGAGCUCAUCAUCAGGCACUUCGGAUUCGGCAUCUUCGUCGGGAUCUUCUGAUGAAACCAAAUCCUCGACGCCUGCUGUAGUGGGUGGUGUUGUCGGUGGAUUGCUUGCCCUAUUAGCCGGAGCAAUCGGCUUCUUAUUCAUGCGCCGACGUCGCCGCCAAAAGGAAAAAGUCCAGAUCGACCCCCCAAUGUUUCUCGACCCCCCAAUGUCUCCUGAUCAUAUACAGGAGCUCGGGGCGGGAGGUGAAUUGCACGAAUUGGGGGGAAGAGAUAGUAAAAUGGGAUAUGGCCCUGGUGCCUUCUCAAGAAGCACUGAGUAUCUACCGCCACCAGCAGAGAGAGUUGAGAUGCCAUAA